AUGGCAAAUCAAAGAGCUAUUGUUAAGUGUGUUCUUUCUGGCGAUACGUUAAUCCUUCGCGGAAAACCUACUGGUAACCAACCUCCUCUCGAAAGACAUUUGAACUUGGCCCUUAUUCAAGCUCCAAGACUUGGAAAUCAAAAAAAAGAGGAUGAGCCUUUCGCUUUUGAAGCUCGUGAAUAUCUUCGUCCCAUAUUAGUUGGUAAAGAAGUCACAUUUCGCGUGGAUUAUACUAUUCCGAACACCGGAAGAGAAUAUGGAACCGUAUUUUUAGGUACCGAUAAUGUUGCCCAAAUGGUAGUCAAAGAAGGGUGGGCGAAACUUCGAGAUGAUGGUAAAAAGAACAAAGAAGAAGAUAAGGAUUUUGAGGCGUUGGCUGCUUUGGAAUCUGCGGCGCAAUCUGCUGGUAAAGGUGUCUGGGAGAAUAAAGAGUAUUCGCGCGUUGUUAAUUACACUUUGCAAGAAGAUUCCCGUGAAUAUUUGAAUAGAUAUAAAGGAUUACCUGUUGAAGGUAUUAUUGAACAAGUUCGAGAUGGAUCAAGUUUGCGCGUUUUAUUCAUGCCUCCUUUCCCUGCGCCACAACAAUAUCUAAGUAUAAGCAUUUCUGGAAUAAAAGCUCCAACUGUUCGUAGAGAUGUACCAGACGUUGAAGAUUUGAUUGAACCAUUUGGCGAAGAAGCUAAAUAUUUCGUGGAAACUAGAUUACUGCAACAAAACGUUAAGGUGAUACUGGAAGGUUUAUCUAUGAACAACCAGACCUUUUAUGCUACGAUUUUACAUACUAAUGGUAAUAUAGCGGAAUUUUUAUUAUCGGCUGGAUUAGCUAGAGUGGCUGAUUGGAAUAUCACUUUAGUCACUGAUGGACCUACUAAAUUACGCGCAGCUGAAAAAAUUGCUAAAGAAAAGCAACUUCGACUUUGGAAAGAUCAUGUUGUAAGGACCAGAGCUGGUGGAGAUGACCAUGAAUUUGAAGGCACAGUAACACGUAUAAUCUCUGGUGAUACUAUUCAAGUAAGGCAUAAUCUAACUGGAGUAGAGAAGAAAUUGCAACUAUCGAGUAUUCGUCAACCAAAGCCAAAAGAUCCAAAAUUUCCAGAAUAUAAUUUUGAAUCAAGAGAAUUUUUGCGGAAGAAGUUAAUCGGUAAAACUGUUAAAGUAACUAUCGACUAUAAUAAACCUGCGACAGAAGGGUAUGAAGCGAGAGAAUGCGCGACCAUUAAACUUGGAGAAUGGAACGCAGCAGAGGCCUUACUUGAACGUGGUUAUGCUCACAUUAUACGUCAUAAAAAAGACGAUGAAGAUCGAUCAAGUUUUUAUGACCAACUUUUGAUUGCAGAACAAAAAGCACAAACCAAUACCAAGGGUGUACAUAGCCCUAAGGAUCCUCCAGUUUACAGAAUUAGUGAUGCUUCUGAGGUUUCUAAACAAUUUUUACAAACGUUGAAAAGAGCUGGUCGAGUUGUUGGUGUAGUGGAUUAUGUAGCAAAUGCAUCAAGAUUUAAAAUUUAUAUUCCAAAAGAAGGUUACAAACUGACAUUUGUGCUUGGAGGAGUACGUGCACCAAAACUUGCGCGCAAUCCUUCAGAUAAAUCUGAUCCAUUUGCUGCUGAAGCAUCGGAAUUUGCUAAUCGUAAAGCAUUUCAACGGGAUGUAGAAAUUGAAGUUGAGAAUGUUGAUAAAACCGGAGGAUUUAUCGGAACGAUGUGGAUUAAAAAUGAAAAUUUUGCGGUAAUUUUAUUGCAAGAGGGAUUUGCCACUAUUCAUGAAUAUAGUGCAAGUCAGAGUCCUUAUUCACAACAAUUGUAUACUGCUGAAAAAAGUGCCAAAGAAGCGAAGAAAAAUAUAUGGUCAAUACAAGAUACUGAAUCCUUUAAAGAGCAAGAAACCACAAUAGAAGUGGAACCGCGUAAAGAAUAUAUAGACAUCAUUAUAUCAGAAAUUAUUUCGGGAGGAAGAUUUUACGUACAAAUAAUUAACGAAGACAUUCAUAAAUUAGAGAAAAUGAUGUCGGAAUUUUCUUUAUAUCAUAAAAAUGAUGCGAUUUCGGCAAUAUUUUCUCCAAAAAACCAUGAGAUGGUUAGUGCUCAAUUUACUGGAGAUGACCAAUGGUACCGUGCGAAAAUAAGAAGAGUCAUUCCGGAAUCAAAAAGUGUCGAAGUAAUUUAUAUUGAUUACGGAAAUUCUGAAGUAAUUCCAUUAACUCGAGUUCGUCCACUUCCUGAUAAGUUUAAACAAUUGCCGUUUCAAUCUAAAGAAGCCGUGCUUUCGUUUUUGAAAAUUCGUAAUCUAGAGGAUGAUUACGGAGAAGAAGCGCGAGAGCAUUUUAAAGAUAUAGUUGGAGAUAGUAAACUCGUAGCCAACGUUGAUUAUAAAGACAACAAUUUGCUUCAUCUUACACUUUAUAAUCCAAAACAAUCUCAAUCUACAGAAGCUUCGAUUAAUAUAGAAAUGAUUAAAGCCGGAUACGCAACGGUUGAUAAACAUUCUAUAUUAUAUAAAAGCAAUCCUGCAGUUGUAACAAAAUUACUUGAAGCCCAAGAACAAGCUAAGAAAGAUAGAGCGGGAAUGUUUGAGUAUGGUGACAUUACUGCUGAUGAUGAAUAA
This is a messenger RNA of Funneliformis mosseae, 2604 nucleotides long. Lineage: Eukaryota; Fungi; Glomeromycota; Glomeromycetes; Glomerales; Glomeraceae. The record is from the annotation of a GenBank genome assembly.